AUGGCUGUGUACCAGCAGCCCCCUGGGGGCCACGAAACCGAGAGCCAACCCAGGAACCUGGGUCUGAGGGCUGGACCAGCCCCACACCAGGCAGCUGGGCGAGAAGAUGCCUUCCCCAGUCCUGGUUGGCCCCUGGCUGGCGCUGGCCCGACUCCAAUACCCAGGCCUGUGGCAGUGGGGGUGGGAGAGAAGGAACUUCCUCUGGAAGUGAAAGUGGCCAGCCGCCUCUCCAUGGCCCAUGGCAGCAGGUCAUGGGGGUGGUCUGGGUGGGCACCCCUCCUGUUGCAGGUGCUGCGGGCUCUGGCCAUGCUGUGCCUGGGAGCGGCGACCCUCACCUGCUUCCUGUGGCAAGCCCCCCAUCUGCCCCUUGGGGGCCAGGUGCACCCAGAAGGAGCAACCCCCCGGCCCCAGGGGUCUGCCGGCAGCCAGGAUGCCUGCAGAUGGCCACGCCCCACCGACACCCCGCCCACCGACGGCCACGCCCUCACCCGGCCACACCCCUCACACCCCCACAGGCUGGACCUCGUGGAGAGCAUUCCCCAGGACCUGGCGCUUGCUGCUGGCCAGCCGGCAGCCCGGCCCCUGGCCCAGGCCUGGUUGCAGCUGCUGGACGCCGCCCAGGAGAGUGUCCACGUGGCCUCCUUCUACUGGUCCCUCACAGGGCCUGAUGUCGGGGUCAACGAUUCCUCCUCACAGCAGGGGGAAGCCCUCCUGCAGAGGCUGCAGGAGCUGCUGGCCAGGAAUGUGUCUCUGGCCGUGGUGACCAGCAAGCCGGCGCUGGUCAAGGGCUCCACGGACCUGCAGGUGCUGGCGGCCCAAGGGGCCCAGGUGCGACAGGUGCCCAUGAGGCAGCUCAUCGGAGGUGUCCUGCACUCGAAAUUCUGGGUUGUGGAUGGCCGGCACAUCUACCUGGGCAGCGCCAACAUGGACUGGCGGUCCCUGACACAGGUGAAGGAGCUGGGUGCCGUGCUGUACAACUGCAGCCGCCUGGCCCAGGACCUGGAGAGGACCUUCCAGACCUACUGGGUGCUGGGGGCGCCGCAGGCCACGCUGCCCAGACACUGGCCUCAGAACUUCUCCUCCCGCAUCAACCGCUCCCACCCUCUCCGGGGCCACUUUGACGGGGUGCCCACCGCGGCCUACUUCUCGGCAUCGCCGCCUGCGCUCUGCCCCCGGGGCCGCACCCGCGACCUGGACGCACUGCUGGCCGUGAUGGGGAGCGCCCGGGAGUUCCUGUACGCCUCGGUCAUGGAGUAUUUCCCCACCUCCCGCUUCAGCCGCCCCCCAAGGUACUGGCCGGUGCUGGACACUGCAUUGAGGACGGCGGCCGUCAGUCGGGGCGUGCGCGUGCGUCUGCUGGUCAGCUGCUGGCUUCACACUGACCCCCGCAUGUUCCCUUUCCUGCGGUCCCUGCAGGCCCUCAGCGACCCGGCCGCUGGGGUCUCGGUGGACGUGAAAAUUUUCAUUGUGCCGGUGGGGAAUCACUCCAGCAUCCCGUUCAGCAGGGUGAACCACAGCAAGUUCCUGGUCACCGAGCAGGCUGCCUACAUAGGCACCUCCAACUGGUCGGAAGAGUACUUCAGCAGCACCGCAGGGGUGGGCCUGGUGGUCAGCCAGGAGGCCUCCCACGCCCCACCGGGGGUGGCCACCGUGCAGAAGCAGCUGCGCCAGCUCUUCGAGAGGGACUGGAAUUCUCCGUACGCGGUGGGCCUGGACAGCCAGGCCCAGGGCCAGGACUGUGUCUGGCAUGCCUGAGGGCCAACCUCCCCAGGUCUUGGUGGACAUGGCUCCCCACGCGACCCCCAUGUCCUUCCCAGCCUGGUCCUUCCCUAGCCUGGGCCUUGCUCAGCUCAUGGCGUUCUCCCCACCUCAGAGCCCAGCCUUGCCCAGGCGCCACCUGGCGGAGACACCCAGUCAUGCCUACCUGCUCUACCGCCCG
This is a messenger RNA of Condylura cristata (star-nosed mole), 1939 nucleotides long. RefSeq names its product phospholipase D family, member 4 (gene PLD4). Gene Ontology annotation, cellular component: nucleus; endoplasmic reticulum; trans-Golgi network membrane. The transcript has 10 exons. Gene Ontology annotation, molecular function: catalytic activity. Gene Ontology annotation, biological process: hematopoietic progenitor cell differentiation; phagocytosis. NCBI's taxonomy places the organism in Eukaryota, Metazoa, Chordata, Mammalia, Eulipotyphla, Talpidae. Bases 1 to 1755 code for a protein of 584 amino acids. The record is from RefSeq and is a predicted model, not a curated record.